This is a messenger RNA of Poecilia latipinna (sailfin molly), 1247 nucleotides long. Its product is annotated as tumor protein p53-inducible protein 11. NCBI's taxonomy places the organism in Eukaryota, Metazoa, Chordata, Actinopteri, Cyprinodontiformes, Poeciliidae. The record is from RefSeq and is a predicted model, not a curated record. The transcript has 7 exons. The coding region runs from base 142 to 711 and encodes 189 amino acids.
UGUUGUUCGCUGCCUCUGACUGAAAGCACGGAGCGCCUCCACGAGCUUCCCCACAAACCGCCCACCACACUCCGGGUGAACACGGCUAACGUUCCCGUCGACCAAACUCCGGAUCCCGCCUCGCUCCCCGCCGUGUGCACCAUGUCGUCUAAAAGUCAUCCUCCCCUCAUGAAGAAGCACAGCCAGACGGACCUGAUCAGCCGCCUGAAGAGCCGGAAGAUCCUCGGGGUCGGCGGCGAGGACGAUGACGGGGAAGUGCACCGCUCCAAGAUUAGUCAGAUGCUCGGAAACGAGUUGAAGUUUGCGGUGCGAGAGCCGAUCGGGUUGAGGGUUUGGAUUCUCAUCUCCGCUGUGGGUUUCACACUAAUGGCCAUAACGGCUCUGGUGUUUCCCAACCAACUCUACGAGCUUGUUUUCGAGGAGGAGCUUUCCACAACGAGCAUCUCUGUUCGCCUUUAUGGAGCAGCGCUGCUCAGCCUCGCCCUCAUUAUGUGGAACGGGCUCUACACGGCAGAAAAGGUCAUCAUCCAGUGGACUCUGCUCAGUGAAGCCUGCUACUUUGCUGUCCAGUUUCUAGUGACGUGCGUCACCCUGAUAGAGAUCGGCAUCCUGCCCAACGCCGCCAUGCUGCUGCUCCUCAGUCGAGUCCUCUUCUUCGUGGUCACCGUCGCGUACUACUACCACCUGGGCCGCAAGCCCAAGAAGAUCUGAGCCGACGGCGGCGCUUCGGCGAGGGGCGUUUCAGCACAAAUCACAGCUGGGGGUCAGGGGGUCCAACUGCUUUGUAAGUAAAAGGCCUCACACCCCCUUUCUGUGGGACCCGGCCUACUACAAACCCCACCAAAGUGACAUUUAACAGACGAGCAGAGCGUCACAUCGCCACCGACACAACGGGAACCAGAAACCUCAGCGCGACACUGAGCGGCUGGGCUUCACACACAUUCCUCCUCUGCGUAGUUUUGAGUGCUGGACGCUGCAUCUGUGUGAAACUUUAAAGUGUACAGGACAGACGGCUACAAACCACCUGUCGGUGUUUCUCCACAGCUAUAUGAUGUCCAGGUGAAGUGUUCAGUGUUUUUCCUUUCAGCUAACUACCGUUUCCUUUAUCACGCUCAAGGGUUUGUGCUAUUUGUUGUUUUUUGGACGUGAACUCGUAUGUAUAUAACGCGAACUGCCUUCCUCCGAAUUUCCUAGAAAAAUCAUUAGCUGUCUGCUUCAGAUGAGAUCAAUGCUGGAUUAUUGACACA